CUUACUUUAUUCUGUUCAAAUUCGAUUGAUGCUUUGCUGCUGCUGAGAACGAGGCUCAGUUUCAAUAAAAAGUUGAAAUUGAAAUUGUAAAAAAGAAAAUCAGCCCUUCUCCCUCUUUCUCUCCCUCUCCAAAAUUGGCAUUCUCUUGUCUCACACUCAUUUUUGACUCAUUCUCUCUUUGUCAUAGUCGCAUUCAGUGACUGUAUUGUGUCUGUGUGCAGUGUGAAUCGUUUUCAUUAAGAAAGAAAAGACUGAAUCUUGUGAGAGAUUCUUGCAUUGAUGUUCGAAUGCUGAAAGUUGAAGCUUUUUCCGAAAUUGAGGAUGCAUAUGUGAGAAUUUCGUUGCUUUUUUGCAUCGGCCUUGCGAUUUAAAGAAUUGGAAGACAGGGAGCAGGAAAUUUUUGUUAUUCUUUAGUUGAUUUGAGCAAAAGUUUAGAUUUUGUUGGUCUAGUGGGGGUGGGGUUGGGGUGCAAAGUGUUGAAGUUUGCCGUAUGAAAGAAUAGUGUGCAAAGAUGAAGGAUGAAAAUUCCAAGAAAUCCAAGCUCUCAUGGUCCAAGAAAUUGAUCAGAAAAUGGUUCAAUAUCAAGAGUAAAAGUGAGGAGUUUCAACCUGAUGAAGCUGUUUAUGGAGGUGGUGAUGUUGAAUGGAGGAACAGCUUUUCUGAGAGGGAACCAUCCAGAGUCAAGAAAAUUAAAACAGAAAAAUCAGCAAGGAACAUCGAGCGCUCCUUUUCCCGUUCACGUUCAAGGCGUGGGAGAGCAUACCUUGAUCACCCUCAGAUCAUAAACAUACAGAACUACAGCCUCUUUGUAUCCACAUGGAACGUGGGAGGAAAGACGCCACCGGGAAAUUUGAACUUAGAUGAUUGGCUCCACUCUUCACCUCCUGCUGAUAUAUAUGUGCUUGGGUUUCAAGAGAUAGUUCCUCUCAAUGCUGGUAACAUUCUUGGUGCUGAAGACAAUGGUCCUGCCAAGAAAUGGCUUGCUCUCAUUAAGAGAACUCUGAACAAUGCCCCAGGCAUGAGUGGAGGCAGCGGGCGCUACACUCCCUCGCCUAUUCCUGAUCCCGUUGCUGAGUGGAAUGCUGAUUUUGAGGGGUCAAGCAGGCACAAGGCCUCAACAUUCUUCCCCCGUCGAUCAUUCCAGACGCCACAGUGGAGAAUGGAGAAUGACAUGUCUGCCCCUCAGCCUCGUCUUGAUCGGAGGUACAGUGUGUGUGAUCGGGCCAUUUUCGGUCAUAGGCCUAGCGACUAUGACCCGAGGGGUUAUAGGCCAAGUGACUGUUCGUCGAGCCAAAGGGCAAGUGAUUAUUCUUCUAGCCGACGUCCGAGUGAUUAUUCCUGCGGACCCCGAGCAAGUGACUACUCAUCCAGUAGGAGGCCGAGCGAUUACUCGUGGGGCCAGAGGGCGAGUGAUUUUUCGCGCUUGGGUUCAGAUGAAGAUUAUCCUCCUGGAGAUUCACCUAGCACGGUCUUGUAUUCACCGAUGUCUUACAAUGCGUAUGAGCCACCGGAAAAUGGGUACUCCAUUCCCGGACACUCGAGAUAUUCUUUAGUAGCUAGUAAGCAGAUGGUUGGGAUAUAUCUCACUGUUUGGGUUCGGAGUGAGCUGACAGAACACGUCAAGAACAUCAAGGUUUCGUGCGUUGGAAGAGGAUUGAUGGGUUACCUCGGAAAUAAGGGAUCCAUCUCGAUUAGCAUGUUAUUGCAUCAAACGAGCCUUUGCUUCGUGUGCAGUCAUUUGACGUCCGGUCAGAAAGAAGGCGAUGAGCUACGUCGAAAUUCUGAUUUCAUGGAGAUUUUGAGAAAAACAAAAUUCCCUCGAGUUAACGGUGCCAACGAGGAGAAAGCACCCGAGACCAUUCUUGAACACGAUCGAAUUAUUUGGCUUGGAGAUCUGAACUAUCGAAUUGCGCUGCCUUACCGCUCUGCUAAAGCACUUAUCGCAAUGCAAAAUUGGCGAGCGUUAUUGGAAAAGGACCAACUGCGGAUGGAGCAGAGGCGAGGUCGUGUUUUUGAUGGGUGGAGAGAAGGGAAGAUAUAUUUCCCUCCUACUUAUAAAUACUCACAUAACUCAGAUAGAUAUUCUGGAGACGACCUGCAUCCUAAGGAGAAACGAAGGACACCUGCAUGGUGUGAUCGAAUUUUGUGGUAUGGUGGUGGCCUUCAGCAAUUAUCGUAUGUUCGUGGGGAGUCUAAGUUUUCGGAUCAUAGACCUGUUUCUGGUGUGUUUUGGGCGGAGAUUGAGUCAACACCGAACCGGCUGAGGAAAAGUAUGAGCUGCUCAAGCUCAAGAAUCGAGGUGGACGAGCUGUUACCUUACUCACAUGGUUAUACAGAACUCUGCUUCUUCUAACAAAGGGGGAACGAAAUGAAUCUGCUUGAAAUGAUACCAAAGGUGUGCUGAAAGCUGCCCCAUGUGUGCAGCUCGUGUCUCUGGGCUUUUUCUAGGAGACGAACGAUGGGGACAUCUCUCUGCCCAUAAACCAAGAAAGGAUCAGAUGUAGAUAUUUAACUUUACACGACGUGCCUUGAUUGCCUAAUUCAUUUUCAAGAUUCUUGAAUUCCCGGCACUGGGCGACUACCGGGUUCCAAAUGCACCUCGUUGACUAGGUAACGUCUUUUGGUCAUUCCAUGACCCCUGGUUGUCGAAUGCUCGAGUUCAUACAGUUGUCAGAAUGAUCAUCCAAGUGGGAAUGCAGGAUUCUUGUUUUUCUUUAGAUUUUUGAGAUUCUUUAUUUGUUAGACCUAGAUUCUUUUUUGUUUUGUUGUAUGAUGAGUGAAGAAAAAGAAGAGAAAAGAAUGUGAUGUAACACUCAUUGCUAACGUGGUAUGAGAAAAGAAUAUAUAUUUGGCCAAUGAUUUAUGCUGAAAAGUUGUUUCUUGGUUGCCUCCCAUCA
Molecule: messenger RNA, 2897 nt
Organism: Salvia hispanica
Lineage: Eukaryota; Viridiplantae; Streptophyta; Magnoliopsida; Lamiales; Lamiaceae
Product: type IV inositol polyphosphate 5-phosphatase 7-like
Biological process (GO): phosphatidylinositol dephosphorylation
Molecular function (GO): inositol-polyphosphate 5-phosphatase activity; phosphatidylinositol-4,5-bisphosphate 5-phosphatase activity; phosphatidylinositol-3,4,5-trisphosphate 5-phosphatase activity
Source: RefSeq, a predicted model, not a curated record